ACUGGGUUCACUUUUUUACUUUAAAAAAAAGAUUUUAGAUAUGUUAUAUUUAAUACAAAUAGUUUUAAAUAUGUUGAUGCAAAAUUAUAUCGAACAGCCUGUGGAUCCAUCUCUUUCACCACCUGCAAAAUACACUCGUCGCGAAAGCCUUCCCACCUGUCCAGAUCAUCACGACUCGCGCGACAAACAUGUAGCGACGUAUUUAACGUCAACUCCACUGACACGCACAGGGGAGGGCAUGAAAGGAAUACAAGGACUUAUUGCUUCUAGACGUGUAGCUCUAUAGAUGAAAAAGCAUGCGGAAAAUGGGUGCAGUCAUCGACACAAAAGACCCCUGGCUGUUCGGCGUCACCCCCAUCUUCCUUUAACACGAGCACCCCCCUCCCACAGCCCCCCUCGCUCUGACCGAGAUGCAUUGUGGGGGAAGUCGUUGCCAUUCGACCUCUGCAGGGCCUGCGCGGACGCAGACGGAACCCUGAAAUUCAUUAUGCCUUUAAAACCCCUAUUUAUUUCCGCAUAACCUACAUACUCUUACCAGGAGGCCAGAGCGGAAAAAAACAGGUCAUUUCAUGCGGAAUACUUUAUUUAAAAGAGCGGAGGACUUUUGGUGUAAUCGGAUUUAGCCGAUUAGGAUUUUUGUCGUGAAGAAAGUAUAGAUUGUAAUUUAUUUUAAGAAAAUGUCCGGAGAGCGAAACCGCAGGUCGCUGGCUUUCCGAGGAGGUGGAUUAGCCGCCACCGGCGCGAGUGCUGUCGGAGGCAGCAACGGGAACAGCUGUGAGGCCCCGGCCUGUCAAGACCGACAUUUGAACGGGAACAGACCGGACCAAGAAGAGGAAAGGGAUUUGGGGGCGAAAGGACCAUCGCUGGGCAAAGUAGACGGUGGGGGGUCCGUGAGCGACAGCACGGAGCCGGAGGCAGAGGAGGACGAGGACCCGGAAGGGGGCAGUUGGACAGCGGAGAAAGAUCAUGACAAAAGCGCUUUAAACAACGUAAUGGUUCAAACGGAGCAAUCCAACGGUGGCUGUGGGUGGGCGACCGGCAACAGUGUGAAACGGGAGGACGAGAGCGCGAAAGCGGAGGACGGCAGGCGUGGAGAGGCGGAGGACACGAGCGCUAGAAAGCCCCUGGUCGAGAUGAGACCUCAGACUCUGCUGCAGAAACACUCGCUCUUCCAAUACUCCUGGUUGCAAGAGUUUCCCUGGCUCAAAUUUUGCCAGGAGACGGGACUGAUGUCUUGCUCCUGGUGCCAUAAAAUCGCCACUAACAACAACGACGAGUUGGUAAAAGGCAGUCGGAAUUAUAAACGGGCCUUGCUGCUGAGACAUCACCUGUCCUCGGAGCACGGCAGGAAUGACCCGACCAAACAGGAGAUGGAGAGGCCAGAGGACACAGAAAGCCUGGAGGUGGAGGACUACAGGAACAAGCCCAAUGAGAACUCCUACUGCUACCAACUGCUGCAAGAGCUGGACAAACAGCGCAAGAGCGGCAUCCUGUGUGACGUCAACAUCGUGGUGAGCGACCAGGUGUUCAGGGCGCACAAGAACAUCCUGGUGGCCGGGAGCCGCUACUUCAAGACCCUUUACUGCCUGACGAAAAGCGAGAGCUGCGACCAAACGACGAUCACGCACCUGGACGUGGCGGCCGUGCAGGGUUUCUCCGUCAUCCUCGACUUCCUGUACUCCGGGAACCUCUUGCUCACCAGCCAGAACGCCAUCGAGGUGAUGUCCGUGGCGAGUUACCUCCAGAUGACUGAGGUGGUCCAGUCCUGUCGCGCCUUCAUCAAAGACGCCCUCAACAUUAGCAUCAAGCGGGAAGCGCCGGACUCUGUGGUGGUGGACUACAACAAGCGGCGGACGGUGGCCAAAGACUGCCAUGGUGCCAACAAGAAGCCCAGCAACUUUUGGGCCACCAGCAUCCUGUCCAAGUUGUCCAUCAAGGCCAGCGGACAGGUGAAGGACGAACCGAGCGAUGUGGAGGUGUCAGGAGGCGAGUGCUGUGGCUGGGGUGGAGAAAACUCUUCAGAGUCCACAGAGAUGGAGCCACAGGGCCCGGGGCCAGUGUUCGUCUGGAACAAGUCGGAUCCAGGCACCGGGCCUGCCGUCAAGAGAGAGGUCCGUCCUGAACCGGGCAGCGGGAGGAGAAAAAAACAGACGGCCAGACGGUUCGUCUACAACAUCCCACCUGAGCCGGAAGAGGGUUUUGAUGAGGGCAUGUUCAUCCAGCCUUCUGCUUCCUACACCAGAGAGGACUACUCUUACAUCUCGGAGAACGCCGGCGAAGCAUCUGAAAACGCCAUAAAUAAGCUGAAAUGUCCCCACUGUAGCUACAUUGCCAAGCACCGACGAACACUAAAGAGACACCUGAUCAUCCACUCGGGCGUUCGCUCCUUCAGCUGCGACAUCUGCGGGAAGCUGUUCACACGCAGAGAGCAUGUCAAGAGACAUUCCCUGGUGCACAAAAAGGAUAAGAAAUACAAGUGCAUGGUGUGCAAGAAGAUCUUCAUGCUGGCGGCCAGCGUGGGCAUACGGCACGGCUCUCGACGCUACGGCGUGUGCGUGGACUGCGCCGACUCCCACCAGAGCUCGCAGGAGGGUCUCGAAGGCAUGCAGGACCUGGAGUUCUCCCGCGACGAGGACUUCGAAGAGGUGGGAGACGAGGACAUGGAGGCAGAAGGGGUGGAGCCAAACGAGAUUGACCAAUCCAACUGCACGGGUGACGCGGGUGGCACCCCUGAGCAGGACUGACUUAAACGUAACCUGUUUAUUAAAACAAAUCAAAAUGCAAAGAAAAAAAUAGCUGGGAUACAAUCAACAAUUCCAAAGUGCUAUCAAACCUCUUUGUUGCACGUGAAGUUAUGUCAAAGAGUUCUAUAGCUUUGUUAGAGAGGGACUCCAAUAUUUAAAGAUUGUUUUAUGUGUCUGGGCCUAGUGCCUGUCAGAGCAAGAGGUAUAAUGAUAUAUAACUAAAAAUCAGGUUUUUCUGUGAUGUAUUUGUUUCUUUUGUAGGGGACGAGGGUGUACAGCAUUUUUCGAGUUUUAAUAGGCCAAUCAUAUUAAAAGAAAUAUUAAUUAUUUAAUUUAUGAAGAAAGAUAUCAUGGUCUUAUGAAAUGAUAGAAUUAGAUUGUUUUUGUAUGUCUGCUUUUUUUUGUUUCAGUUUAUAACUGAGCUUCCUGACAGAUUUGAUCGUAUAUUGCUCAAAGGCGCAUAGAGACAAAGUAGGAGCAUUAUAGAAAUUCCGCCUACAGGAAGAUUUGUUGUUUCCUUUCUAGUUAUAUAUGUUGUCAUGAAAUAUAUAUAUUUUCCUUUUCCCUGCACAGAUCUUGGAACCAAAAAUCUGUUUUGUGACUAAUUGACCACAGCCAUAUUUAUGAUUUAAGUUAUACGGGCUGUUAGAUCGUGCCAAGCAGAAUGCACACCAAGGUUUUGCAGGACACAAACUACUGAACAUGCUGAGAGAGCGUAAAGCAGAGAAAUAUGAAAAAAAUCGAAAAAGACAAAAUGUUAAAAUAUAAGGGGAAUAUAUUAUUGCUAGCUUUAUUUGAAUCACAGCAUCACAGUAACACUUUAUAAAGCAUUUUGACAUUCACUUAAAGCUUGAAUUUUGCCAAAUGAUGGAAACGUUUGGUGCUGUAACGCUUUUUUUUUUACUAUUCUUAUUUUUAAAUACUGGACCUACAAGCUGUAUAUGAUGUUAAUAAUCGUAAAGCCUACUCAACUCAGUUAUACUAAUCAGCUUUGUAUUUUACACUGUUCUGCUAAGGAGCCUAUCAGGUAUGCUUUUUGUCCGUUUUUAAAGUCUUUUCUAUUAAAUGCACAUUCACACACGUACAUACCAUUCUUGUUAAAACUACUGGCAGUGCUUGUAUAGAUGGAACGACCUGAUGUCCUUGACCCUUCGGAGUUGGUUAGUGGUACUGAGCAUACUUGUAAUCACUUGAAUGACCCGUGUAACGUUUCGAGAGGAAAGUUGUUCAUUUUGGUCCCCCUGUCCCAUAACAUUCAUAAUGAUUUUGAUUUGUCUCUUGUCUGCUGAGUGAAAAACACUUUGCUUGUGCUAGCGUAGAGUGGAAGGUCUAUGAAAAGGCAUAGACAGGCACUUACUGCUCUGCGUUGAGUUAUUUCUUAUUUCCCCAAAGCCGGUCUGGAUGGAAAUAACGUUAAUCUGUUGUUUUAUUCCGUUUAUUUUUUAUUUCGACAUUUCAUUAUUUAAUGUUAUAUAUGUAUUGACUCCGAAAUGCAAUCAAGACUGUUAAUUUCUAUUUGUCCUACCAAAAUCAUUGUUUAAUUGUUAAAAGAUUAAUGUAAGAAAACCAGGUUAAAUAUUUAGCGUUGAUCCUAGCUUGUGUAUGUCGUCGGAUUUAAGUGUCUUUAUUCUAAAAACCAAUCAUCCACUUUACCAUAGAUGCAUAUAUUGUUUUAUUCGUCCUUCUUUUUUUUCUUUUUUUUUUGAGGUUCUGUUUUUGUUCGUUCCUUGUGUUUUUUUUCUAUUUCAUUUUAAGCACAUAUUUUAUAAAAAAAACAUGUUUGUGGGGUAAUUCCUAGGAGCAGGAGUUUGUGUUCAUAUGCAGUGAAUAUAUUGAAGUGCUAUACUGAUACAGAAAUCGUCUAUCUUUCCCUUUAUUCGAGAUGAAAGUGUAUUUUAAAAACUGUAUAGAAGAUCCUGUUUGUAUUACUUACCUUCAGAUCACUGUGGGAGGGAUAUUAUAUACGUGUAUAUAUAUAUAUAUGAAAGUUUAUGAAAUAUAUAUAUAUAUAUAUAGCUAUUUAAUGUGAUGGCACACUGCUGCAGAUUUAAAAGCUUGGCCUGGCUUUCACUGUUCUCACUGACCACGUGCUCGAUCACCAAUCACGUCAGCUCAGUUUUCCUGUUUGCCUGUGUAUCUGUUAGACGCACGACGAUGAACUUUCUAGAUUUUAUGCUGUAUGUUGUCAAACAAACAUAACAUACAAAAAGAAAAAAAAAACACUACAGAUGAAGGUUUUUCUCCAGCUGUAUUUUGUAAAAGCUGUUUCAAAGAUGUAUUUUUCAACUCUCUUACAGUGAUGCAAACAGGGCCGCGGGCUCACCUCAAACACAAAUCAAAUCAGGUGAUUCUUUUUGUUUUUCAAGGUUUUAAAUGAAUACGUUUUCCUUCUCUUUCAAUUGUACUACUGUUUCUCUAUUAUAAAUUUUAAAAUAAAACUUUGAUAUUUCCCUCUG
Messenger RNA from Triplophysa rosa, 5200 nucleotides. It is a transcript of the gene zbtb10, whose product is annotated as zinc finger and BTB domain containing 10. Gene Ontology annotation, biological process: regulation of transcription by RNA polymerase II. NCBI's taxonomy places the organism in Eukaryota, Metazoa, Chordata, Actinopteri, Cypriniformes, Nemacheilidae. Gene Ontology annotation, molecular function: DNA-binding transcription factor activity, RNA polymerase II-specific; RNA polymerase II cis-regulatory region sequence-specific DNA binding; protein binding. The transcript has 4 exons. Bases 678 to 2744 code for a protein of 688 amino acids. The record is from RefSeq and is a predicted model, not a curated record.